Molecule: messenger RNA, 2531 nt
Organism: Odobenus rosmarus divergens (Pacific walrus)
Lineage: Eukaryota; Metazoa; Chordata; Mammalia; Carnivora; Odobenidae
Gene: SEC23B
Product: Sec23 homolog B (S. cerevisiae)
Exons: 20
Coding region: 82-2385 (767 amino acids)
Biological process (GO): COPII-coated vesicle cargo loading; endoplasmic reticulum to Golgi vesicle-mediated transport; COPII-coated vesicle budding
Cellular component (GO): COPII vesicle coat; endoplasmic reticulum exit site
Molecular function (GO): zinc ion binding; GTPase activator activity
Source: RefSeq, a predicted model, not a curated record
UGGACUUGGCGGUGGGAGCCGGAGCGGGGCACUAGCAGCUGUGGGUGCGGACAAGGCCCGGUGAACGGCUCCUGCCAGACUAUGGCAACAUAUCUGGAGUUCAUUCAGCAGAAUGAAGAACGGGAUGGUGUGCGCUUUAGUUGGAACGUGUGGCCUUCCAGCCGUCUCGAGGCUACGAGAAUGGUUGUUCCCCUGGCUUGUCUCCUUACUCCUUUGAAAGAACGUCCAGACCUGCCUCCUGUACAGUAUGAACCUGUGCUUUGUAGCCGGACAACUUGCAAAGCCAUUCUCAAUCCACUUUGUCAGGUUGAUUAUCGAGCGAAACUUUGGGCCUGUAAUUUCUGUUUCCAAAGAAAUCAGUUUCCUCCUGCUUACACAGGUAUAUCUGAGGUGAAUCAGCCUGCUGAAUUGAUGCCCCAGUUUUCUACAAUUGAGUAUGUGAUACAGCGAGGUGCUCAGUCCCCUCUGAUCUUCCUCUAUGUGGUUGACACAUGCCUAGAAGAAGAUGACCUUCAAGCACUCAAAGAAUCCCUGCAAAUGUCCCUGAGUCUCCUUCCUCCAGAUGCUCUGGUGGGUUUGAUCACAUUUGGGAGGAUGGUGCAGGUUCACGAACUCAGCUGUGAAGGAAUUUCCAAAAGUUAUGUCUUCCGAGGGACAAAGGAUUUAACCGCGAAGCAAAUACAGGAUAUGCUGGGCCUCACCAAGCCUGCCAUGCCCAUGCAGCAAGCAAGACCUGGUCAACCACAGGAGCAGCCUUUUGUUUCAGGCAGAUUUCUGCAGCCCAUUCACAAGAUUGACAUGAACCUCACUGAUCUUCUUGGGGAGCUGCAGAGGGACCCAUGGCCUGUGACUCAGGGGAAGAGACCUUUGCGAUCCACUGGUGUUGCUUUGUCCAUUGCUGUUGGCCUGUUGGAGGGUACUUUUCCAAACACGGGAGCCAGGAUUAUGUUGUUUACCGGGGGUCCCCCCACCCAGGGGCCUGGCAUGGUGGUUGGAGAUGAAUUGAAGGUUCCUAUUCGUUCCUGGCAUGAUAUUGAGAAAGAUAAUGCACGUUUCAUGAAAAAGGCAACCAAGCACUAUGAAAUGCUUGCUAACCGAACUGCUACAAAUGGUCACUGCAUUGAUAUUUACGCUUGUGCCCUUGAUCAGACUGGACUUCUGGAGAUGAAGUGUUGUGCAAAUCUUACCGGAGGCCACAUGGUGAUGGGAGACUCUUUCAACACUUCUCUCUUCAAGCAGACGUUCCAAAGAAUUUUUAGUAAAGAUUUCAAUGGAGAUUUCCGCAUGGCAUUUGGUGCUACUUUGGAAGUGAAGACCUCUCGGGAACUGAAAGUUGCAGGAGCCAUUGGUCCUUGUGUGUCUCUGAAUGUGAAAGGACCAUGUGUGUCAGAAAACGAACUUGGUGUUGGUGGCACGAGUCAGUGGAAAAUCUGUGGCCUGGAUCCCACAUCUACACUUGGCAUCUACUUUGAAGUAGUCAAUCAGCACAAUGCCCCGGUCCCCCAAGGAGGCAGAGGUGCCAUCCAGUUUGUGACGCAGUAUCAACACUCCAGCACCCAGAGACGCAUCCGCGUGACCACCAUUGCCAGAAAUUGGGCAGAUGCACAGAGUCAGCUCAGGCACAUAGAAGCAGCAUUUGACCAGGAGGCCGCAGCAGUCUUGAUGGCUCGGCUGGGAGUGUUCCGCGCAGAGUCAGAGGAGGGGCCCGAUGUGCUCCGGUGGCUGGACCGACAGCUCAUCCGACUGUGUCAGAAGUUUGGACAGUAUAACAAAGAAGACCCCACGUCUUUUAGGUUAUCAGAUUCCUUCUCUCUGUAUCCUCAGUUCAUGUUCCAUCUUAGAAGAUCUCCAUUUCUCCAAGUGUUUAACAACAGUCCUGAUGAGUCAUCGUAUUACAGACACCAUUUUGCCCGACAGGAUCUAACCCAGUCCCUCAUCAUGAUCCAGCCCAUUCUGUACUCCUAUUCAUUCCAGGGGCCGCCAGAGCCAGUACUCUUGGACAGCAGCAGCAUUCUAGCUGACAGAAUUUUGCUGAUGGAUACUUUCUUCCAAAUUGUCAUUUAUCUUGGUGAGACCAUAGCCCAGUGGCGUAAAGCUGGGUACCAGGACAUGCCUGAGUAUGAAAACUUCAAGCACCUCCUGCAAGCACCACUGGAUGAUGCCCAAGAGAUUCUGCAAGCGCGCUUCCCCAUGCCACGUUACAUUAACACGGAGCACGGAGGCAGCCAGGCUCGAUUCCUUUUGUCCAAAGUGAACCCAUCUCAGACACACAAUAACCUGUAUGCCUGGGGACAGGAAACAGGAGCACCCAUCCUAACUGAUGAUGUUAGCCUGCAGGUAUUCAUGGAUCAUUUGAAGAAGCUGGCUGUCUCCAGUGCUUGUUAAGCUGGAAGAUGUGAGCAGAACAUUGAAGAACACAUCGGAUUGUGUUCACAAUUGCUGAUAACGGCUUAAAAACAUUCCUUUCACUUUACUUGUGGGUUUUAAUAAAUAAUCAAAGGAAGCAUUGUAUGUAACUCUUUAGAUUAUAA